Messenger RNA from Oncorhynchus nerka (sockeye salmon), 3008 nucleotides. RefSeq names its product sodium/potassium-transporting ATPase subunit beta-1-interacting protein 3-like. The record is from RefSeq and is a predicted model, not a curated record. Gene Ontology annotation, biological process: regulation of sodium ion transport. NCBI's taxonomy places the organism in Eukaryota, Metazoa, Chordata, Actinopteri, Salmoniformes, Salmonidae. The transcript is spliced from 6 exons. Bases 135 to 674 code for a protein of 179 amino acids.
UCCGCAAACCACAACACGUCCCCGCACCAGAGCUUGUUUGGAUAUAGGACUAUUAAAUUUGCCCCUCUGAAUUUACUAAAAGUCAUAUUGCGGUUUCGAUUCGCGUAUUUGAAACCUGUUUACGCAGAUAGAUAAUGGGGUGCUGUUCAGGACGAUGUAUGCUGAUCUUCUUCUGCACUCUCCAAUUGAUGACAGCAUUGGAGAGGCAGGCUUUGGACUUCCUUGGGUACCAGUGGGCUCCCAUCAUGGUCAACUUCCUGCACAUAAUUAUGGUUAUCCUCUGCCUCUUUGGCACCAUUCAGUACAGACCACGCUAUGUUGUUCUAUACCUGCUGUGGACAUUACUAUGGGUGGCAUGGAAUGUCUUUGUGAGCUGUCUCUACUUGGACCUGGGAGGCCUUUCCAAGGAGAGCGACCUGCUUUCUCUGGGUGUAUCCUCACACCGUUCAUGGUGGAAAGACAACAGUCCAGGCUGUGAUGACAGGGACCUUCCUGCCACUAGAUGGCAGAGUCUGGAGAGCCCAGAACUCAUCUCUGCUCUGGGAUGCUGGCUGGAAUAUCAAUACAUAGAGGUCCUACACUGCAUUGUACAAGUCCUAAUCUCUUUCUUGGGAUUUGCCUACGCCUGCUAUGUGGUCAGCACCUUCACAGAGGAGGACAGCUACUAUAAGUAAAGAUUUCAAGUGGGUUGAAAAUGACUGACAGGCAAGGAGGGCAGAAGAGGUACAAGAGAGUGGAAUAUCUCCAGUCAGUGAAACAGAAGACAUUCCCACAAUGCUCACAAAACAUCAUUCCUCUGCCUACCAGCACUCUUAAUGCAUACUAGAGUAAACCAGCAUGAGUUCUCUGUUUAAUGUAAUGAUGGUCAAUACUAGCUUAAUCCCAGAUCUGCAAAGGUGGAAAGAGUACAGAAAUAUCCUACUCAAGUAGAAGCACUGUUAGUUUAAUGACAUUUUAUUAAAGUAGAUGUCAAAUUACUGGUGUAAAAAAACUACUCAAGUAAAAGAAAAAAAGUAGCAAAUUUAAAAUAAAAUAAAAGUAAAAUUAAAGAAGUUACUUUUCAAAUAAAAACAUUGACUUGAUACUUAGCUAAUUUCGCUAAGGUUACCUGAAAGUUGUUACACAUUAUCUUUUCCAUGCAUUACAUUAAAAAGAAAGAGAGGAAAUGAAUGUUCAGUGCAAGGAACUAGGAACUAAGUUCAGUGCAACAAGGCACAUCUGCAUGUAAAAAAAACUAAGAAUUUGGCAAAAUUAUACUAUUAAUAUUAGAAAAUAAAGUAAACAUUCAAAGUGUAUUUAUGAUUUUAAAAAGCAAUACAAAAUAAAGUGCCUAAACAAUAAAGUUGACAGACUUCAAUAUACUUCAGACUCCAGAAAUAAACAUGUCUAAUCCUGCACCCAUUCAUUACCCCUUCGUUACUUGUUACUUGUCCAUGGGACCGGGUGACAUUCACUCACUCCCCCAUUCACACACACUCACUCCCCCUCUUUCCACUCACUAAAUCACUCACUAAAUCACUUGCUCACUCACUCACUAAAUCACUCACACACACACACACACAAACUCCCUCUUUCACUCAAUUACCAGGGGUGGAAAGAGUACUGAAAUAUCCUACUCAAGUAGAAGUACUGUUACUUAUAUAAAAUUUUACUCAAGUAGAAGUAAAAUUACUGACUUUGAAAAAAUAUCAAAAAAAGUACAAGUACUUGGAAAAGCUACUAAAUUAUAGUAACGAGAGUAGUUGUAAUUAGUUACUUUACACCUCUGCAGAUCUGUUUGUGUUUUUGCCUGCUCCAUUGUCAUUGUCAAGUUGUUUGGCAUAACUAUUCCUAGUUGGCAAGAGAGCAGAAACAGACUGGCACCCAGGCUAGGUCAAUACAGGUACACUCAGAACACUACUGAUACUUCUGACAUAACAUGUAUCAGUGUGCAGGAAAUAGUAUUCGUUGUAUUAUGACAUAAUGGCACUUUGUAAAAAUAAGCAAUUAUGCAAACAGUUGAAUAUGGACCGAAUCCUAUAAUUGUGUGUCCUACAUUGAUGUUAAUGAGAGAUUUGCACGAAAACUACAGUCACGUGCAAAUUAUCAAAGUUAUGUAUACAGAUUUCAAUUUAGGAUUUGGACCUACACUACCGUUCAAAAGUUUGGGGUCACUUUGAAAUGUCCUUGUUUUUGAAAGCCAUUUUUUGUCCAUUAAAAUGACAUCAAAUUGAUCAGAAGUACAGUGUAGACAUUGUUAAUGUUGUAAAUGACUAUUGUAGCUGAAAACGGCUGUUUUUUUAAAAUGGAAUAUCUACAUAGGCAUACAGAGGCCCAUUAUCAACAACCAUCACUCCUGUGUUCCAAUGGCACGUUGUGUUAGCUAAUUAAAGUUGAUUAUUUUAAAAGGCUAAUUGAUCGUUAGAAAACCCUUUUUCAAUUAGAUAUUCCAUUAAAAAACAGCACAUUCCGGCUACAAUAGCCAUUUACAACAUUAACAAUAUCCACACUGUGUUUCUGAUAAAUUUGAUGUUAUUUUAAUGGACAAAAAUAAUGACAUUUCUAAGUGACCCCAAACAUUUGAACGGUAGUGUAUGUGAAGGUAUCCGUCUGUGUGUCUCUCUGUGUGUGUGUGUGUGUGUGUGUUUGUGUUGCUGUCUUUCUCUCUCUGUGUGUGUGUGUGUGUGUGUGUGUGUGUGUGUGUGUGUGUGUGUGUGUGUGUGUGUGUGUGUGUGUGUGUGUGUGUGUGUGUGUGUGUUUGUACACAGUACAGUACAGUACAGUAGUUCAUACAUGAGCAUGUACUGAUUCCAGACACCAGAGGAAAAUAAAGACAUUUAGUAAAUAAUCUUCAAUAUUGUGAUAGAAAUAAGUUAAUGUCAGUGGUUCAUGUAAAAAACAAAAAUCUUAAAGAUAUAGUCAGGAAGUAUCUCCUAGGCCUACCUCUGAAUGUAGAUGUCACUGCUGGAAAAAAGCCCAGAAUGUAUCUUUAAGUGGAUUUUGUUGAAAUAAACAGCACUUGUCUUUUA